Messenger RNA from Drosophila ficusphila, 1372 nucleotides. Its product is annotated as aldo-keto reductase family 1 member A1. Bases 136 to 1125 code for a protein of 329 amino acids. The transcript has 5 exons. NCBI's taxonomy places the organism in Eukaryota, Metazoa, Arthropoda, Insecta, Diptera, Drosophilidae. The record is from RefSeq and is a predicted model, not a curated record. Gene Ontology annotation, molecular function: aldose reductase (NADPH) activity. Gene Ontology annotation, cellular component: cytosol.
GUUGGUGGGCCGGCGUAGUGAAUGGGGCGUUGAUUUUUUGUUUAAUUCCAAGUCCAAUCGUUAAAGCAACAGGUUGUUGCGCAGCUUCUUUAGUCAAGUGUGUACGACUAUUAAAAUCUUCAACAAAUCAUUAGAAUGGCCUGCAAUAAGUAUCUAACCUUCAACAACGGCGAAAAGAUGCCUGUGAUUGGCAUCGGCACCUGGCAGGCAUCCGAUGAGGAAAUUGAAACCGCGAUCGACGCGGCUUUGGAGGCUGGCUAUCGCCACAUAGACACUGCUCCAGUUUACGGUAAUGAGAAAGCCAUCGGACGAGUCCUUAAACGAUGGCUGGAUGCAGGAAAGAUUAAGCGGGAAGAGCUCUUCAUCGUCACCAAGGUGCCACCUGUUUCGAAUCGGCCCCACGAGGUGGAGCCCACCAUCAAGAACUCACUGGCCGAUCUGCAGCUGGACUAUAUCGAUUUAUACUUGGUGCACACCCCAUUUACCAUUAACAUCAACGAAGACGGCAGCUUUAAGCUCGACAAGGAUGGUCUGAUGGAGGUCGAUGUGACCACCAACCACGCUGCAACAUGGGCUGCAAUGGAGGCACUUGUGGAGAAGGGUCUCGCCAAGUCCAUCGGUGUUUCAAACUUUAGCAAAGAACAAGUGGCUCGCCUGCUGAAGAAUUGCAAGAUCAGGCCAGCUAACAACCAGAUCGAGCACCAUGUUUACCUGCAGCAGCGGGAUUUGGUUGAUUUCUGCAAGUCCGAAAACGUGACCGUAACCGCCUAUUCUCCACUGGGUUCCAAGGGAAUAGCUAAGUUCAAUGCUGGCGCUGGCAUCGUCAGGGAUGUGCCCGAUUUGAUGGACAUUCCGGAGGUAAAGGAAAUUGCUGCCGCACAUGGCAAGACACCAGCCCAGGUUCUGCUUCGCUGGAUUAUCGAUACAGGUGUGUCCGCGAUUCCCAAGAGUACGAAUCCCGCUCGCCUAAAGCAGAAUCUGGAUGUUUUCGACUUCGAACUGACGGCCGAGGAGGUGGCCAAGUUGUCCAGUUUGGAUAAGAACAUCCGAGUUUGUGACUUCGCCUUCUUCCAUGGUGUCGAAAGGCAUCCGGAAUUCACCUUCAAGAAUCAGUACACCAACUAAAAAUCAUUUUUGGACAUAAAGAAACUUAAAAAGGCGCACCGAAAUAUAUAUUUGGAAAGCAUUACUUUACAAGGUAUGAAAAGAGAGCCAUGUAGAAGUUUUAUACGAUUUAUAAAACAAUUGCAAUUAUUGUUAAAAUUCCAUGUUUGCUAGUUUUUGUGAAAAAACUUUUGUCAUAUAACCCACAUACAUAUUUAAUACUCUGUGUUUAAUGUUAUGGUUACACCAAUAAACUAUUGAAAAUCUA